Anolis sagrei ordinatus is the source of this 1571-nucleotide messenger RNA. RefSeq names its product makorin ring finger protein 2 (gene MKRN2). NCBI's taxonomy places the organism in Eukaryota, Metazoa, Chordata, Lepidosauria, Squamata, Anolidae. Gene Ontology annotation, biological process: protein polyubiquitination. Gene Ontology annotation, molecular function: ubiquitin protein ligase activity; metal ion binding. The record is from RefSeq and is a predicted model, not a curated record.
GCUCCGGCCCGCCUCCAGCUCCACAGCGGCGCUCAGCGGAACCAAAAUGCGAGGAGGAGGCGGGCGGGGAGGGGAAGCCGGAGCGGGAGCCGAGCCGCGGGAGACAUGAGCACCACGAAGGACGUGACCUGCAGGUAUUUUAUGCAAGGAGUGUGCCGAGAAGGAAGUCGAUGCCUAUUUUCACACGACUUGUCAACAAGCAAACCAUCAACUAUAUGCAAAUUCUACCAGAAAGGACAGUGUGCCUAUGGAACUCGCUGCAGGUAUGAUCAUGUUAGACCUCCUGCAUCUUCUGCAUCAGGUGUUAUGGUUGGAACCAGACCACUUUAUGCUUCUGCACCACCAUUUCACAGUCUUAACGCUCUUCCAGACCAAAAUACACCGGUAACAAAAAGUAAAGUACAUGAGCCUGGAAAACGGGAAAAGAAAACUUUAGUACUCAGGGACAGAGAUUUAUGUGGAUCCAAUGAAGAAAGGACGAGAUCCAGCUCUCUGAGCGAUUCUGCAAGUUGCAGUCUUCCAGUGCUUCCUCCCGAAACAAAGCCCCAUUCGUACUUGGAUGCAAUCCGCAGUGGGCUUGAAGAAGAGGAUGCUGAACCAGGGAGUUCGUACAUGGAUGGCGAACAGUUGUGUCCCUAUGCGGCAGCUGGCAUGUGCCAGUUUGGUGACCGAUGCAUCUACCUCCAUGGGCAAAUGUGUGAAAUCUGCGGCUUACAAGUUCUUCACCCUUUUGACCCAGAACAGAGGAAAACACACGAGAAGAUGUGCAUGGCAACCUUUGAACAUGAGAUGGAGAAGGCCUUUGCCUUUCAGGCAAGUCAGGACAAGGUGUGCAGCAUCUGUAUGGAAGUGGUGUAUGACAAGCCAUCUGCAUCAGAACGAAGAUUUGGGAUCCUUUCCAACUGCAACCACACCUACUGUUUGUCCUGCAUCCGACAGUGGCGGGGAGUCAAGCAGUUUGAGAAUCCCAUCAUAAAAUCCUGCCCAGAAUGUCGUGUGAUUUCAGAGUUUGUAAUUCCCAGUGUGUAUUGGGUUGAAGACCAGACCAAGAAGAAUGAGCUCAUUGAAGCAUUUAAGCAGGGGGUGGGGAGAAAGGCCUGCAAGUAUUUUGAGCAGGGCAAGGGGACUUGUCCCUUUGGAGGGAAAUGUCUAUACUUACAUGCCUAUCCAGAUGGGAGACGGGCCGAACCAGAGAAACCGCGCAAGCAGCUCAGCUCUGAAGGGACUGUCCGGUUCCUCAAUUCCGUUCGCCUCUGGGAUUUUAUUGAAGACCGAGAAAACAGGACAGUACCAGUUGCCACCGAUGACGUAACUGAGAUUGGAGGGCUUUUUAUGCGUCUUUCUGGAGCAGAUGCUGAAUCUGCUGCUCCUCCCUAGAAUACCACUAGCUCUCCCUCAUGUUCUUUUCUGUAGAAUGCCUUCUGUUUCUUAACUAACUUUGUACUGUUUCCCAUAAUAAUUAGAAUUACUGUGCCAUGGAGACUGAGGUCCUGGUGAAAUUCUAGUACAAGUCUGUCACUGUAGAGAGAAAAACAUUGAAGCAUAAUUAAAGGAGUACUUGGUAGAUGCAA